CAAAACAUUACCUGAAAAAUCAGAGUAUAGUCACAGAAAUGUAUGUCAAUAUGUCGCGUUAAAAGACCCGAAUAUGUGGUAUCAGCUACACAAGGAACACUCCAUUUCUCAAAUAAAUUUGGGACGAAGAACAAGUAAGAACUUUUUACGUCACACAAGUGACGAUUUUCGUAGUAAUAUCGAACAUUAUUCAGAUUUUUUGAAAUUAGAUGUUAUUGUUCGAAAGUUGCAUGGAAAUUUUAAAGAAGUUUAUUUUGAAUUAUUUCCAAGGAAUACAUAUAAUAUAAGUACAUAUAAUUUUUCUUACAGACUACUACGACAUUACCCAAAAGACAAACAGUGGGAUAUGUUUACGCAAACCUACUUAAAAGUAUUUGGAAAUAAUAUUUUAGAUAACUUAAUUUACUUAAAUUCAAGUUUUAUAAAGUUAUUUCCGAAUAAGACUAUUAUGAAUAAAUGGGCAGAAACACACUAUGAAAAACACAAAUCAAAUCGCCUGUUAAAAUAUUGUCAUCCAAAUACAGCGAUUCCUUUGAUAAAAGAAAAAAUUAAUGUUACGUCAAAUAUUUAUGAACGAAAAAUUUUAAUAAUACUCUUGCUAGAAAAUUGUCAGAGAAAUGAAGAUUUUACGUCACUAGGAGGGGUAUUAAAAUAUAUUUGUUUUCGACAUCGAAACGAAGAAAAUACUUCAGAAAUUCUUAAUAAAAUUAAGGAUUUAUUUAAAUUGGAGGAACUUGAUGAAAACCACUGGAAUCACAUAAAUGAAAUGCUCACAAUCUUAAAAUUAAGAAAACAGUCAUAUUACUAUACUGUUACAUUUUAUCUAAAAUAUAUAGAAUAUUUAAUCCUCCAUGGAAAACCCUAUCGAAAAGAACUCAUAUUGUACAUCAAAGAAUUUGAAUCAAGUAGAUAUACUUAUUAUGUUGAUUUAGAAAAUAAAAAAGUCAAAAGGCAAAUUUUAAUUGAAAUCGUUAAUAUCUAUCGUGAAGUCGAAGAAAUCGAUGAUAUAGAAUUUAAAAAGAAAUUUAUCCGUAUAUUAAUUGAGUUCAAUGAACAUAAUACUGAAUAUAUUAUUGAUUUAUCAGAUUUUUCAGGAUUUCUUCCGUACAUAAAGUCAAUAUUGGAUUCUGAUUAUACGAUGUUGAAAGACAAUGAGAGAAAUCUAUUAAUUAAGGUUAUCAAUUAUAAUUUUAAGUUUCCAGAAAAGCCAACAAUAGUAAUUGAGGAAACUCGGCUUCUUGAAAUAUUUCAACAAGAUAGUAAAAAAAGCUUUAAUUUCGGCCAUAUUAUCGAGAAGAGUAUUAAAAAACUGGAUCGAUCAGAAUUUGACGAUAGUAUCGUUAAGUUAUUUUGGGAUAACCUAGAAAAAUUUAAAUAUUUUGAUUUCUGUCGAAAAAUUAUACACUGGCUAUUUCUGAAUAAUCCAAAAGCUAUAACUCCUUAUUUCGAUUUGAUAUGGACGGCAAAUCAAACGUACAUUAAAAUUAAAGAAAUUAAAUUUAUGUCUCAUUUGGGUUUCGACAAGAAAGUUGUAGCCUAUUGCACCGAUAAGUUGACAUGGCUUGAUGAUUUUUUGAAAGAUACAUUUGAAAAACAGUCUCCAAGCAGUACCAAAAUGGAAACUGAUAGUGAACCCCAGAAAGAAAUUGACCUAGAUAUGUAUAAAAAAGUAAUUGAGUAUCUCUCUAUAUUAUUAACAACAGAUGAGUACAUCGAAAUAAUUUCGAAACGAUUUCUACCUGUUAAAGAAAAGAUAAAUCUUGCCGAUGAAGCGUUAAAUCAAAUGUACUACUUACAAUGUGAAGUUGCAGGAUCCCUGAAAAAACUGCACGAACCUACAAUUGUGCUUCCUACAGUGAUGAAGUUCUGCGUAGGUGACUAUUUACAGUCUGCCUUGCCCUCACUCUAUAGUAUUUGCUAUAGAGCUCCAGAGGAGCUGCUAUAUUCCUACAUGGAUGUAUUAUCCAAAAGAGCAGUUUCUGUUAAAAAACACGCACUGUUUUUAAGUUGCGAAGUUCUAAAUUAUGAUUAUGCUUUAAGUAAAUUGCGAAACUUCGACGAAAAUCAUGUUUCCAGUCAGAAACAUAUGUUCUCUGCUACAUUAAAAUAUUUUCGUAAAAAUCCUUGUGAAGAAUUGCUAACCUUGGUUGCUUUGAACUUAAAUACAAUUGAUAAAAAUGACGAUGAAACGUUAACUAGUUUGGUAAAUAUUGUUGUACCAAAAAAAUAUAAAACUGUGUAUAUCAAAAAAUGUUGGAAUUUCUUUGAAAAUUUAAGAAAGGAAGACAUUAAAGUACAACAAUAUUUAAAAUUAUUUUUAGAUGCUAUUUUAGCCUCAGAGGACACUUUCUUAUCUUUGACAUUUGAUUUUUAUAAGCACGUUAUUACACAUUAUUUUAAAAACCCUCCUAAGAAUGACCACAAUUUAAACGGCAUUAAUCGAUUUGUCUGUUCAGUUUUACGAAAUGUGAGAUUAGAAGAAGCUGAUAAUUUCAAAUUCAUUUUUGACAUUAUUCCCUCAUUUCCAACACACGCUAUUAAAUCAUUUUUUGAUAAUUUCUAUGAUUUAGCGACAGACGAUGUAAAAAACAAUAAUAAAAUUGACACAGCUAAUAAUUAUUAUAUAGAACUUUUUAAACAACAUUGGUUCAAUACUUUUACGCCCAUUAAAAUGUUCAAUGAGCACGUGUUACUUGAUUUAUUAUAUUUAAAGUGUAAAUCAUCUGACAGUAUUGUCGAGAAUUACGCAAAAGAAGCGUUGAUUUACUUAGAAGAACUGAUUGCAGAAUAUGGGCUCUAUAUUUAUUAUAAAUUUAAAGAUUUAGUAUUGCACAAACACACAUUCACUAAAAGGGAAAUAUAUUUAUUUCUUUAUAAUAUACUAACAAUUAAAAAUUCAACUAUUAACUAUAUAUUGGUUAUUGACAUAAUAAAAGACCAGUCUUGUAGCGAUGAAGUAGAUGAUAUUCAUCGUAAAAUCAUGAAAAUCUUAAGAAAUUCAGAUCAGCGUGUUGUAUCUGUGUACUUUAACAGUUAUUUUGGAUAGAAAGUAUAUACGAUAUAUAUAUACGAGUAUAGUAAGUUGUAGAAAUGUUUGAAGAAAUUUAUAUAUGUACAAGAUUCACAGUAACACACUUUAAAAGAGAUAAAAAUUUUUACUUGUGCUUUACGGAAGAUAUGUGGGAAAAAAAUUAAUUAUAUAUUGUAUU
Anoplophora glabripennis (Asian longhorned beetle) is the source of this 3209-nucleotide messenger RNA. RefSeq lists its product as uncharacterized. The coding region runs from base 74 to 3046 and encodes 990 amino acids. NCBI's taxonomy places the organism in Eukaryota, Metazoa, Arthropoda, Insecta, Coleoptera, Cerambycidae. The transcript has a single exon. The record is from RefSeq and is a predicted model, not a curated record.